Molecule: messenger RNA, 3130 nt
Organism: Cavia porcellus (domestic guinea pig)
Lineage: Eukaryota; Metazoa; Chordata; Mammalia; Rodentia; Caviidae
Gene: Dcph1
Product: acidic residue methyltransferase 1
Exons: 5
Coding region: 742-2007 (421 amino acids)
Biological process (GO): DNA damage response
Cellular component (GO): nucleus
Molecular function (GO): phosphatase activity
Source: RefSeq, a predicted model, not a curated record
GUUUUUUCGGAAAGCCAGGCCUAAUUGGGAAGCUACGGGUGACGAGCGGAAGGCACCUGCUCCCCAGAGGCUCCGAGUUCAAGUUCCGCCGUGGACUCCGCGUCCUAGCGGCGCCAUCUGGUUCUCGCCAGCUCGCGCGGAGGCGACCGGAGCCCCGGGGAAGGCAGGCUGCUGCGGAGCCGCUGGCACGCGUUAGCACUGCGCUCCGCUGUGCGGUCUGCCUUGCGGUCACUUGUUAUUUAUUCAUAUUAAUGCGUGAGCUUGUGGAAGGGCAGUCAAAAGUUUUAAACAUUUGGGAGUCUCAGGUUUUUUUGGGAUUUCAUAUUCCUGACUGAUCAUAAUCUCACAAAUAAAAAUGUCUCUACAAGUAGUUCUCCCAUUGUAUUCGUAAGAUUCCCGCGUAGAUGCAUGAGACUCGAAUCCUAUAUAUAGUUAAUUUGUUUCCGAAUGCAUACCGACGGUGUUUAAUUUCUGAGGCAUAAGAGCCGUGAAAAUAAGCCAGAACAGUGAUAAGUGUAUUAUAAAUGAUUUAAAAAUCAAUUUCUGGAAAUUGCCAUUUGAAGUAUUUUUGACUAGUUGACUGCACGUGGGAAAAGGAAAUAGGAUAAAAGACGGGAAGGAGUAUAGUGGGUUUUGACUUUUUUCAGGCAAAGCUAUGGAUAACGAUAAAAAUAAUGUAAACGCGCACUUGCAUAAACUGAAUGGCCGAGUUCGUAACUGAAAUCAUUUGCAUAUCUCACAAUGAAAGACAGAACACCACAGAUCUUAACUAGGGCUAUCGACACAUUGCAUCGACAUAAAAGUGAAUUUUUUGAGAAACACGGAGAGGAAGGUGUGGAAGCUGAAAAGAAAGCUAUCUCUCUUCUUUCUAAAUUACGGAAUGAACUGCAGACAGAUAAGCCAGUUGUCCCCCUGGUUGAGGAUUGUGCUGAUACCGACCUUUGGAAUCAGCAUCUACAGUAUCAGCGCAGUCUUUUAAAUGAAAGCGAUGGACAGCCAAGUUGGUUCCGCUCACCGUGGUUGUUUGUGGAAUGCUACAUGUAUCGUAGGCUUCAUGAAGCAGUUAUCCAGAGUCCACCAAUCAAUGACUUUGAUGUAUUUAAAGAAUCCAAAGACCAAAAUUUCUUUGAGUCACAGGAAUCUAUCAUUGCGUUAUGCACUCACUUGCAAGAGUUGCUAAGAACUAUUGAAGACCUAGAUGAAAAUCAGCUGAAAAAUGAGUUUUUUAAACUUCUGCAGGUUUCACUCUGGGGAAAUAAAUGUGAUCUGUCUUUAUCAGGUGGAGAAAGUAGUUCUCAGAAGACCAGUGUGAUGGAUUCUUUGGAAGAUCUAAAACCUUUCAUUUUAGUGAAUGACAUGGAACAUCUUUGGUCGUUGCUUAGUAAAUGCAAGAAAACAAGGGAAGAAGCCUCCGUAGAUAGAGUGUAUAUUAUUCUGGAUAAUUCUGGGUUUGAACUUGUUACAGAUUUAGUAUUAGCUGACUUCUUACUGUCCUCUAAAUUGGCAACUGAAAUUCAUUUUUAUGGGAAAACUAUUCCGUGGUUUGUUUCAGAUACUACUAUUCGUGACUUUAAUUGGGUAAUUGAGCAGAUGAAACAGUGUAAUCAUAAGUGGAUGUCCAAGUGUGGAGUUGGCUGGGAAAACUACAUAAAAGUGGGUCGGUGGGUUUACCGUGAUCACAUAUUUUGGACUCUGCCUCAUGACUACAGUGCAAUGUCCCAAGUUGCCCCUGAUUUAUAUGCUGAGCUACAAAAGGCAUGUUUAAUUUUAUUCAAGGGUGAUUUGAAUUACAGGAAGUUGACAGGGGACAGAAAGUGGGACUUCACUGUUCCGUUCCAUCAGGCUCUGCGUGGCUUCCAUCCUGCACCUCUGUGCAGCAUAAGAACAUUGAAAGCUGAGGUUCAGGUGGGCCUGCAGCCUGGGCGAGGGGAGCAGCUCACGGCUUUGGAGCCCAACUGGCUGACCACUGGAAAGUACGGCAUAUUUCAGUUUGAUGGCCCACUCUGACUUGGCUUCAGAAACCUCAGUAGUGAGAAGGAUUUGAGAAGCGCUUUUUCCCCAGAUAAGCAGUGUGUGGACUGAGUCUGAACUACACUGCUUUGGGUCUGAAAAGCUUAGCUUCUCCUGGCUCAUUUGCAUACACUCUAGGUGGCCUUUCCUCAGAACUUUUUGUCCCACUACAAUGUUUUGGAAAGAGAUACUGUUUAAGUUAUUAUGGAUGUUUACACUUAGGUUAGCAUUUUAGUAUCUAUCCCACGUUAAAUACAUAAUUUCAAAGGUUUCGAUGAACUUAUUUUUAAUUGGCAAGAAAGCAAACUAAGUGAAUUCAGCUUUUUAAGUUAGUUAAUGCUGUUUUUUUAAAUAGUACACUGCAUGGUAUUUAAUAUGCUAGGAAGCAUGGAAUUUUAUCUAACUUCAUUUCAGGCUCUUGAAAUAAUGGCUUAGUGAAAAUAUGCAUUUUAUUGCCUCUAAAAGACAUGCAUUCUUGUUUUUGUUUUUUAUCUUUUUGAGACAGUGUCUCACUAUGCCAUUCAGGCUGGCCUACAGCUCAUUUUGUAGUUCAGUCUGGCGUCGAACUCGUAGCAAUCCUCCUGCCUCAGCCUGCCUAGUGCCAGGAUUACAGGCGCGUGCCACCAUGACCGGCAAGAGACGCAUUCUUAUAAAUGUGAUGCUUGAAUACAUAAAAGGAAAAGUUACCUCAUAAGUCAAUUAUAACUUCUGUUGUGUGUGAUUUUGGCACAACAGACUUUUAUUUAUAUGCAUUUGUAUUUUGGUUGGCCUAUAAAAUGGAUAUUGAGAAACAGAAAAUUGAACACAGUGAAACAAACAAUAUUUAAAAAAUAUAGCAUCUUUUGCAUUGUUUAUGAUAUCCAUAAUCAAAUGAAAUUAUAAUUUUACCACAUAAGUGGUUUAAAUGAACAGAUUUUUAGUUUGCAGUUUUAGAAAAAUGCUUUCUGUAGAAAAGAUUCCUAUGCGUUGCAUUGGGUACCACUGUUCUUUUUUUAUGUUACGUGCUGUAUGGGCCGUCAUCACAAAUACUAACUACAAACUGGUUGGUUUUGGAAAUGACAUCUGUAAUAAACCUGGAAAUGUUUUCUUGCACUGGAAUAAUAAAAUGUGCCAAAAAAUC